Messenger RNA from Dentiscutata heterogama, 1627 nucleotides. The record is from the annotation of a GenBank genome assembly. Lineage: Eukaryota; Fungi; Glomeromycota; Glomeromycetes; Diversisporales; Gigasporaceae.
AUGCCGACCGUAAACGUAGAUAAAAAUGAACUUUACCAAGCUCUUGGAAAACAUUAUACCACGGAUGAGUUUCGUGAAGUAUGCUUUGAAUUUGGAAUUGAACUUGAAGAAGACACAUCCGAAAAAGAAAUGGCUAGUAAAGAAGUUGGAGUAGCCAAAGCCGAGGGAUUAUCGGAACGACCAAUUUUAAAGAUCGAUAUCCCUUCUAAUAGAUAUGAUCUUCUUUGUCAUGAAGGCAUUUCGCGUGCCUUACUAAUUUUUCAAGAAAAAGCAAAUUCUCCGUCUUAUAAUGUUGUUGAGCCAGCGGAUGGACAUGUACAAAUAUUGAUAAAACCUGAGACUGCUCAGAUAAGGCCUCAUGUUGUCGGCGCUAUUCUUCGGAAUAUUAAAUUCACAGAAAGAAGUUAUAAUAACUUUAUUGAUCUGCAAGAUAAAUUGCACAACAAUAUUUGCAGAAAGCGAACCUUGGUCGCAAUUGGAACUCAUGAUUUUGACACGAUUAAAGGACCUUUUACUUAUGAGGCUCUUCCACCAAAAGAGAUAAAGUUUGUACCGUUAAACCAGACAAAAGAGUUGGAUGGGGAAGAAUUGAUGAAUUUUUAUACGACCGAUAAACAUCUCGGAAAAUUUCUUCACAUAAUCCGUGAUUCACCUGUUUAUCCUGUCAUCUAUGAUGCAAACCGAAAAGUUUGUUCUUUACCACCAAUAAUUAAUGGUGAUCUUUCAAAGAUUACAUUGAAUACGAAAAAUGUAUUCAUUGAAUGUACAGCAACUGAUUUGACAAAAGCUAAAAUUGUUUUAAACACUGUUGUAACAAUGUUUUCUGAGUAUUGUGAGCAGCCAUUCACUGCAGAACCUGUUAAGGUCAUAUAUCCUGAUGGUACUGAGCAUAUUUAUCCAGAUCUUUCACCUCGUACUAUGACAGUUAAAGCUGAUUAUAUUAAUGCUUGUACGGGGUUAAACCUUGAAACUUCAGAAAUAGCAACACUCUUAAAACGUAUGUCACUUUCGAUUAAAGCUAUAAACGAAAAAGCUGAAAUAUUGGUUGAAGUUCCACCAACUAGAGCAGAUGUUUUGCAUGCAUGUGAUAUAAUGGAAGAUGCUGCUAUUGCAUAUGGGUUUAAUAACAUUCCAAAGACUUUACCAGCUUGCGCAACAGUAGGUAAACAAUUGCCUAUUAACAAAUUAAGUGACUUGGUAAGAAAAGAAAUAGCGUUGGCAGGUUGGACGGAAGUUUUACCGUUGAUUUUGUGUUCACACGACGAAAAUUUCGCAUACUUGAACAAAAAAGAUGACAAUCUUACUGCAGUGAAAUUAUCAAAUCCUAAAACGGCGGAAUAUCAAGUCGUUCGUACUUCACUCUUGCCAGGUGUAUUGAAAACUGUGAGAGAAAACAAAAAACACACAUUGCCAAUUAAAGUUUUUGAAGUAUCCGAUGUCGUUUUCAAAGAUAAUUCCUUUGAAAGGCUAACAAGAAAUGAAAGACAUGUAUGUGCAAUUUAUUGUAAUAAAGUGUCUGGAUUUGAGUUUAUUCAUGGGCUUCUUAAUCGCAUUAUGGAUAUGCUUGGUGUGAAACUUGUUUCGGCUUCAGAUAACAAAAAAGGAUAUUUUAUAAAGGAAUCUGAUG